UUAGUUUUAGUGAUAGGAGGUGGAGGAGAGAAAGGAGAGUAUUAUCACAAUUAUUCUUUUAACCUAUUGCUUGAGACAAUAACGAAUCUUAAUCCUCAGGUCUUUGCUCUGAUAAUGGAGGGUAGGAUACUACCUCUUCUCUUUCUCUUGUCAAUUGCUACUCUUUCCUCUCCUUCCUGUCCCACCUCAUAUUACACUAAUGUUAUAAGUGUCAACAAGAGGUGUAAUGGAUUAGGUUCUUCAGAUCAUGAGAGUUGCUAUUCAUCCCUUGACCAGGCCUUUGAAGCAGUGCUGAACAAUGAAACACGUCAUAAAGUGAUAAUAUGCAUUAGUCAAGGAAAGCACCAGUUGAGUUCUAGUUAUAACUUUUCAGGUGUUUCAGACUUUGCUAUUGUUGGUAAUGGAUCUGCAGAGGAUGUUACCAUAAGCUGCACUGAAGGGGCAGGACUCUCUUUUUAUAAUUCCGACACAUUGUUCUUCGAAGGGUUUACCCUCUUUCAAUGUGGAGCAUCUCAAAUGAGUACCAGUAAAAACGUUUUCUGGCAGAAAGACUACUUACCCUUCAAGGUUGCCAUGUAUAUUACACUUACUCGUAAUGUUAGCAUUAAUGAUGUGACUUGGCAUCAAUCAAAAGGUACUGGACUCGCAUUUUAUUUUUCUGGCAAUGUGACCAUAGAUUCCUCCAAAUUCAUUAAAAAUGGUCAUGGUAUGUCUAACAAUGAACAUGGUGGGGGUGGACUUCAGAUAGAGUUCCCAUUCUGCCUCCCAGGUGACUAUUAUUUUGAUUGCGCAAAAAGUGAUAUGGCAUUGGUAUCAAAUAAUAGAUCUGUGUACACAAGUAAUCUACACUAUGAUAUCAAGGAUUCAGAAUUCAUUGGUAACUUAGCUUACAAAGGAUUUGAGAAUAUUUUAAAGUCAAGAAACGAAGAGCGAAAAAAUUAUAACUUUGGCAAAGGUGGUGGUCUCUCUAUUGUCUUCAAAGCCUGGGCACAUGAUAAUAAUAUCUCCAUUUACAACUGUACAUUUAAUGGAAACAAAGCUCAUUACGGAGGAGGAUUUUAUGUUGGGUAUUUUGACUAUGCUUAUUUCAAUAGCUUUAGUAUGACCAACUCUAAUGUUAGCAAUAACGAAAAUUGCUUCAUACGAAAUUCUUCAUGGGACACAGAUGAGUCUGGAGGUGGUGGUAAGAUACAAUAUGAACUUAAUGUGACUAAUGUCCUGGGAUUCAAUGGUAUUUAUAUUACUGACUGUAGCUUUGAAAAUAACACUGGGAUUUCUGGUGGUGGAUUAUAUGUGUGUUCAUCAAUUGGACUACCUUCAGUUCCCAGUUUAGUUACUAUAGAAGGUACUCAGUUCAUUGGAAACAGUGCUUUCCUGGGCUCGGCAUUAUACUAUGGUCAGAGAUUUUUGAGUGUUACCGUAUCAUUUAAACAUGUUAUAGCUAAUUUGAACUAUUGCAAUUUUAAUAGUAACACUCCAAUAUGUCAGACUGCGAAAAAGAAACAGACCCACUCUUUCCUGCCUUGCAGUGGUAUAAUAUACUCAAACAGUUUUGACCUACAUUUAUUAGGAGAUAAUGUACCGUACUCAAUAAGACAAUAA
Molecule: messenger RNA, 1602 nt
Organism: Amphimedon queenslandica
Lineage: Eukaryota; Metazoa; Porifera; Demospongiae; Haplosclerida; Niphatidae
Exons: 2
Coding region: 115-1602 (495 amino acids)
Biological process (GO): carbohydrate metabolic process
Molecular function (GO): racemase and epimerase activity, acting on carbohydrates and derivatives
Source: RefSeq, a predicted model, not a curated record